This is a messenger RNA of Plodia interpunctella (Indianmeal moth), 2263 nucleotides long. RefSeq lists its product as uncharacterized. Gene Ontology annotation, cellular component: cytoplasm. Lineage: Eukaryota; Metazoa; Arthropoda; Insecta; Lepidoptera; Pyralidae. The coding region runs from base 311 to 2122 and encodes 603 amino acids. Gene Ontology annotation, molecular function: nucleic acid binding; zinc ion binding. The record is from RefSeq and is a predicted model, not a curated record. The transcript has 7 exons.
AGGCAUGUCAAGCAAUAAUGAAAAAAAAAAACAAGAACAGCAUGGUGGACGAAUGUACCUGUCUUUUUCUCUGUAAUCUUCAUAAUAGAUCGAUACAGUCUGUUUUUCUGUUGCUAACAAUGUUGUUACUUGAAGUUCCUUUCUAAUUAGCAUUAAAUUUAUUAUAAAUAUUGUGCUGGCGUUUCGCGGGAAAUGUGCUUUCAAUUAAGAUUUUUUCCUGCUUACUUUCCACAUAGCAUACGACUGUGAAUAACUAAAUGAAAUAUCUCGUGAAAAAAGUGUAAUAAGAUAUAAGAUAUUAUGUUUUAAAAUGAAGUGUCACUACGAAGUAUUGUGUUUAACCAAAGAGGCGACUCCCUCUGAGAUAAAAAAGGCGUACCGAAAAUUGGCCUUGCAAUGGCAUCCGGACAAAAAUUUGGAUAACCUGCAGGAGGCUAAAGAACAAUUUCAGCUAGUACAGAACGCGUAUGAAGUCCUUUCAGAUCCGCAGGAGAGAGCUUGGUAUGACAACCAUAGAGAGCAAUUGUUGAGAGGUGCUGGCAGCUCUUACAAUGAUGACAGUCUUGAUGUUUAUCCAUACUUCAGUCCUUCCUGCUACAAGGGCUUUGGUGAUGAUUCCCAAGGCUUCUACGGAGUAUACACUGAAGUAUUCUCUAAACUGGCAGCAGAAGAGACAGAUUUUCUCGAUGAUCCUGAGGAUGUCUCUAAAAUACCUAAAUUUGGCAACUCCACUACUCCUUAUGAAGAUGUGCAUGAAUUCUAUGCUUACUGGAUGUCUUUCUCUACAAAUAAAAGUUAUGUCUGGUUAGAUCAGUAUGAAAUUCAGCAGGGCGACAACCGUAGAGUCAUCAAAUUGAUGGAGAAAGAGAAUAACAAGUUACGGCAGAAGGCACGCAAGGAGCGCAAUGAAGAGAUCAGGAGACUUGUGAGCUUCGUUCGUAGGAAGGAUAAGAGAGUCAUUGAGCAUACCAAGUUGUUGCAGGAAAAAGCUGAAGAGAAUAAGAAAAAGUCAGAGCAAAUAAGGAGGGAGAGGAUCCUCCAAAGACAAAAAGAGAUAGAAGAGGCGAAGAAAAAAGAAGGGGAGAGCUCAUUUCUUCAGAGUGAAGAUUACCAAAAGAAACUUAGCGAAAUUGAAUCUUUGCUUGCCGAAGAGUUUGGUAUAUCAUCUGAUGACGACACUAUUAGUGAAGGCGGUAUGGAAAGUAGUAAUGAGGAGAGUUCUAAGACUGAAGAGGCAAGUGAAGCAUCAAAAGUGACACCAAAAUCGUCAACAACAAAAUCAAAACAGUCCAUUAAGAAUUUGUAUUGUACAGCAUGUAGCAAACUGUUCAAAAAUGUGAAGUCCUUUGAGAACCAUGAGAAUAGCAAGAAACACAAAGAGAAUGUUGCCAACAUGACACUGGAUGAUGGUAUUGCAAUAUCCGACCAAGAUGAAAAAGAUGAAGUGAUUGAAGAGUCUAAUGAUUGUGGUAAAGUUAAUGGAGAAACAGAGGAUGAUAAAGACCCUGUAGGAAAUUCAACAUCUGAAAUUGAGGACAAUGAUAUCAGGGAAACACUUAGUGACGACUCUGACAAAAUACAGGCCCUCCCAAAAAGUCAUAAGAAGAAGAAGAACAAAAAGAAAUCAUUUAUACCAAUGGCUGAAAGUGAGGGUAAUGACAGUCACGAUGAGAUGAGCUUCAAUGAAAUUGAAGGCCCAUCCCGCAGUAGGAAAGCUAAGAAAUUCAACAUGCUCAAAAGUCAAAUACAAGCGAAAAAGGAAGCAAAUCUUAAAAAAGGAUCUCAAUCUCAAACCUCCACCGAGAAUUUGUAUGAAGUCUCAAGUACAACACCCACUGAUGACGCAUUAGGGGACACAGCGUUGCCCAAAGAUAGACCAGCUUUGCCGAAAAUGCAGAGAAAUAUUAAGCCCAAAAAAAUGGUGGACAGAAAACCCAUGAGAACCAAAACAAGUGAGACAGAAGACUCUAGUACUGCUCUGAAUCUUCGAUGUGCAGUUUGUCAGUCAGAUUUUUCAUCAAAAAAUAAGCUGUUUGACCAUUUAAAGUCGACGGGACACUCAGUGCCUCUGCCUCAGACUAGUUGCUCACAUUCUAAGAAAAACAAACGGGCUAAUAGAUAAAUGUGCAAUGAAUUUAGAUAGGAUGAAGUAUAAUUAAUCAGCGAAAAUCAUUUCGAUUUUCUUUAAAUCUCUACAAGUUGUAAAGUUACUUUAUCAUUAUUAAAUUAUUAUGAUCACUGUCAUUAAAACUAUGCCUAAUAA